AUGACCUGGUCCACGUCCUUUCUCGUGGCUACUUCUUUGCUCUCCAUCAUCAACUCGGUCCAUGCUCAACUAACAGGAUCUGUUAGACCCCUGACCUCCGUUAUAGAUAAGGCCGCUGUGAAGACCUGCAACGUCUGCGACUACGGAGCCAGCUCGGACAACACCACCGGUGUGGGACAGCCCAUUAUCGACGCCUUCACCGACUGCGGUAGCGGUGGUCUCAUUCACGUCCCUGAGGGUGACUAUCUUUUGAAAGACUGGGUCUCUUCGGAAAACGGCUCCGCGUGGUCUAUCCAGCUCGAUGGCGUGCUCCACUGGGACUCCUCGCCUUCCGCCCAGUCGUACAUAUUCGCGAUAACCGGUGGCAGUGACUCUGAGCUUUCUAGUUCAAAUGCAACGGGUGCAAUUCAAGGUAGCGGUUACCUUUACCACCGACAUAAUACGUACACUAGUCCCCGGAUGCUGUACAUUUCCGGGUCGUACAAUAUGGCUAUCUGUGGUGGUGAUCACGGUGGUCUGGAUGGCAUUGAUUUACCAAACUCCCACAACUUCCUGAUCGAGAACAUUUACUGCAACCCCAGUGGCGGAUGCGCCAUCGGAUCCCUGGGUUCCAGUGUCAACGUCACCAACAUCCUCUACCGCAACGUCUACACCUGGGACUCGAACCAAAUGAUGAUGAUCAAGAUCAACGGUGGCUUAGGCAAUGUAUCCAACAUAGUGUUUGAGAAUUUCAUCGGCCACGGAAACGUCAACUCCCUCGACCUCGAUAGUUACUGGAGCAGCAUGAACGCUAUCGACGGCGUCGGCAUCUACUAUCACAACAUCACAUUUUAUAAUUGGACGGGGACCGCCAUCGACGGUGAAACUCGGCCGCCUAUUCGGGUCAUCUGCCCUGAAGACAUGCCCUGUACCGAGAUCACGCUCGUCCAGAUUGACUUGUUGGGCUACUGCCUUGACUCUGCUACUAGCACCUUGACUCCUUACACAACCACUACUUAUUGGAACUCUGCUUCAACAGGAUACGAGGCGCCCACUAUGGCUGAUGAUUUGGCCACCGCGUUUGGUACAACGGCGUCUAUUCCUACCCCUACUACCCCGGCUUCGUUCUUCCCCGGUGUUGCGCCGGUUAGCGCCGUAGCUGGGAGUUCUUGA
This is a messenger RNA of Aspergillus welwitschiae, 1152 nucleotides long. RefSeq names its product pectin lyase-like protein. NCBI's taxonomy places the organism in Eukaryota, Fungi, Ascomycota, Eurotiomycetes, Eurotiales, Aspergillaceae. The record is from RefSeq and is a predicted model, not a curated record. Bases 1 to 1152 code for a protein of 383 amino acids. The transcript has 5 exons. Gene Ontology annotation, biological process: carbohydrate metabolic process. Gene Ontology annotation, molecular function: polygalacturonase activity.